AUGAUUCUACAAACUUCUUCGAGUUUUGAUUUCCGAUUACGGGUUUAUGCGUCUCGUCUUCUACUCUGUCCAUGCUCGGUUUUGUUCCGAGAUGAAUCCGCGAGGAGCCGAGUUCUACGUCGGAGACUCAGGUUCACAUUGGCCAAUGCGAAGUUUCGGUUUAUUUCAUGCGGAGUUCGAGGGGAUUCGAAGAGUCUAGGAUUGGGGAAUUCUAGUAGAAGAGCUGCGAAUAGUCUUGUUGUUUCUAGGUUUUCGAAUGAAUUAGAAGAAGCUUCACAAGAGUCAGUGAUUCAAAGCAAUUUCACGAACUUUAGGGAAGAUCCGAUUGUGGAUAAGCUUAGGACACAAUUAGGUGUAAUCCAUCAAAUUCCGUCACCAACUAUUAAUAGUAGUGUGAUUGGUCUAUUCGUGUUCUUCUUUUUCGUUGGUGUUGCUUUUGAUAAGCUAUUGACAUGGAGAAAGAGACAGAGACAAAUGGGUGGAGAUGGAGGUCAACGAGGAGUAGGGCCAUGGCCACAGGUUCCUACUAGCUUCUCCUUGUUCCUAGAGAAGGAUUUGCAGAGGAAAGAGUCGGUGGAAUGGGUGAAUAUGGUGUUGGGGAAGCUUUGGAAAGUUUAUAGAGGUGGGAUUGAGAAUUGGCUUGUUGGGUUGUUGCAGCCAGUGAUUGAUGACUUGAAGAAGCCAGGUUAUGUGCAGAGAGUUGAAAUAAAGCAGUUUUCUUUAGGGGAUGAGCCUUUGUCUGUCAGAAAUGUAGAGAGGAGGACUUCUCGCCGUGCCAACGACUUGCAGUACCAAAUUGGCCUUCGGUAUACUGGUGGUGCCCGCAUGUUGUUAAUGCUCUCUUUGAAAUUUGGUGUUGUCCCAGUAGUCGUGCCAGUUGGUGUCCGGGAUUUCGACAUUGAUGGUGAGCUUUGGGUGAAACUAAGAUUGAUACCGACACAGCCUUGGGUGGGAGCUGUAUCUUGUUCAUUUGUAUCACUUCCAAAGGUCACAUUUCAACUUGCAGCAUUCCGGUUGUUUAAUCUAAUGGAAGAUCUAAAAUCAGGAGAAAUGCAGGAAGGCAAUAAGGAUUUUGUUGGAGAACUAUCUGUUACACUUGUUGACGCCCAGAAACUUCGAUACAUGUUCUCUGGUAAAACGGAUCCAUAUGCAAUUCUAAGGUUAGGGGAUCAAGUUAUCCGUAGUAAAAAGAACAGUCAAACUACUGUCUUUGGGCCUCCCGGUCAGCCAAUCUGGAAUCAGGACUUUCAAUUCCUUGUUUCAAAUCCUAGAGAACAAGUAUUACAAAUUGAAGUCAAUGAUUCUCUUGGCUUUGGUGAUAUGGCUAUUGGUACUGGAGAGGUUGAUCUCAGAUUACUACAAGAUACAGUUCCUACAGACAGAAUUGUGGUUUUACAAGGCGGUUGGAGUUUGUUUGGAAAAGGAUCUGCGGGUGAGAUUCUGCUACGGCUUACAUACAAAGCAUAUGUGGCGGAGGAAGAAGAUGACAGGCCCAAUGUCAAAGCCAUUGAUGCAGAUGCUUCUGAUGAUGAACAACUGUCUGAUUCGAAAGAAUUGGGCUCAUUUGUCCGGAAUGAAAAGGUUUCUUCAGAUGAUAUUGGUGAAGAGUCAAUUAUGAACGUGUUGUCUGCGUUGAUUGUGAGUGAGGAGUUUCAAGGCAUAGUUUCAUCUGAAGCUGGAGACAAUAAACUUUCUGGAGGUGACUCACGUGAGGAUCCAGUACCUUUUAAACCUGGGUUGGACUCAGUAUCUCAACCUGCAGAUCCUAGUAACGGGUCUGAAGGCAACAGGGGCUUAUCUGAUACGGAAAAUUUUGGUAGAGGUUCAGGCUUUAAUGGAGGACUAGCAUUACUGUGGUUUGGUAUAAUCACGGGUAUGUUGGUGCUUGCUGCUAUCAACAUGGAAGGCUCAAGUUUCUUAAACCCAUAA
Messenger RNA from Arabis nemorensis, 1929 nucleotides. The record is from the annotation of a GenBank genome assembly. NCBI's taxonomy places the organism in Eukaryota, Viridiplantae, Streptophyta, Magnoliopsida, Brassicales, Brassicaceae.